Molecule: messenger RNA, 5916 nt
Organism: Psylliodes chrysocephalus
Lineage: Eukaryota; Metazoa; Arthropoda; Insecta; Coleoptera; Chrysomelidae
Source: the annotation of a GenBank genome assembly
CCUCGAAAACAUGUGUUGUGCAGAGACCCCUGUCUCGCAAGGAAAUACAAAAUCAAAAUAUGGUCUCUUUAUGCGAAGAAAUGUCGGCUAGUAAAGUGCGAGAAAUUUAAAAUAAUAAUAGUGUCGGUUAAAUAGUAUUUUUUAUUUAAAAACUAUGUUUAAAAAAAGUGAAAACAGUACACAGUUGAAUGGUGCAAGUUUAUUUAAUUCAAAUUCUGGAAGUUUAAAAUUUUCAAGUUGUAAAUGUUGUUUAAUGCUCGUUAUUUAGGAAUAAUUCAGUUUCCAAUGUAAGGUCAUCCCGUUGAUUCAUAUACAGUGCGAUAUUACAACCAGACUUUGAUAAUAGCUUCCUUCCUAGAGUUCGGUUUUGAUUUCGCCCAGCUAUUUGUGUCGUCUGUACAUCACUUUACAGUGAUAUAUAACAAUGAGACAACGGUUGGUGUUUUUACUUGUGUGUUGUGUAUGUGAUGUGAUUUCCAAAACGAAAUAUUUUACCACCGAAGAUGAUUUAAGUUUUACACCAACAGAGAAAUAUGUAGAUGCUACUGAUAUCGACACAAGUGAUAUUUCUUUUACAGUUAAAAGCACUGCAAGCCUCAACGAUGAUAUUGAAGAAAGUACUUCCCCUAUUUCGGUACCAAAAUUAUCAAAAAUUACUGAAGCAACUACAGAAGUCGUCAAUGUUAGUGAUAAAAUUAGUAAAGAUUUUAUAUAUAGUGCUUCCAAUAGUAUUCCUACGACAGAAAAACUUACAAGUAGUACCACUUUGAUGAUAAGUAAUGCGACCGUUACAGGAGUGUCCACAAGUACUACUGAUAUUCCACCAAUUAUUACCACAAUACCAUAUCCUCAUAGAUCUUUUACACUUAAAAACACUGCAAGCCUCAACAAUGAUAUUGAAGAAAGUACUUCCCCUAUUUCGGUACCAAAAUUAUCAAAAUAUAGAAUCGAAAAUCCCCAAAUUACUAAAGCAACUACAGAAGUCGUCAAUGUUAGUGAUGAAAUUAGCAUUCCUACGACAGAAAAACUUACAAGUAGUACCACUUUGAUGGUUACAGGAGUGUCUACAAGUACUACUGAUAUUCCACCAAUUAGUACCACAACGGCAAAUCCUCAAAGAAUUUGUUCAGCUCCAAAAUUAAACUAUAGUGAUCUUCAAAUAUUCUGGGAUAACGACUCAAACGAAGAUAAAUGUGUUAAAACUAAUAUAACCUUUGAUUGCACUCGGAUUAGCGAUGGGGGAGGUUAUGUAAAUGCGACGUACAAUUUGGCCGAUACCAAAAAUUAUGCAGUUCUAGAUAAGGAUUCUCUUAAUCUCCAGAUAGGAUACCAAUACAACUGUAUAUCAGAAUUUAGAGAUGAAGAAAAUGUGGUAGUAUCAGAUUCUACGUCAAUGAUAGUACCUCCUGGAUCUUUAAAAAUUAACGUGACUACAAACAACUUGACGGUGGCCUGGAACGCUCCAUUUAUUAACCAAACCCUAGCUUACACAGUAUCUAUUAAACUUUUACGGUCACAUCAUUAUGUUCCCAAUGAGUGUGAAAAUGGUGAUGGCAGUAUGUUCAAUUAUACCACAAAUAACACAUACUUUCUUAUAACUGAUUAUUUGCCUGACUAUGACUAUGUUGUAAACGUUUCGACAACGUUUUGGGACAUACAUACGUAUAAUAGAGAGGACUGCUUUAUGACAACGCCAACUGCAGCACCAGACUCUCCUGCAAACGUUUCAGUAGAAGAAUACGUCAACGCAAAAAAUGAGAAAGAAUAUACAUUACAUUGGAAGAUGCCGUGUCAUUCAAACGGCAAAAUUCAAAAAUAUCACGUCAAGAUAACAAAUUUAAAUGAAAGUAAGGUUGUGGACGAUGAAGAUGUUCCAAAUUCAAGCAAUGAAACUGAUUGCAAAUUGAAUUUAACAAACCUUGCUAAACAAUCGAUUUUUAACUACGAAUUAUACGCAGUAGGCGCGAAUAAUGAACAUGGUAAAAGUUUUAAAGGGACUUUUGCGACUGCAAGUAAUGUAAUACCUGCUCCAGUUGUUACUUCAAUUGAUAUAGGAUCUACAUACUUUAUUAUCGAGUGGACAAUGCCGAAUAUUUCAGUAGGAAACCCAAAUGUAUACACAUUUGAUAUUGAAAUUGAAAAUCGAGGACCUAGAUAUCGACUCAAAGAAAAUUGUACAAUAAAUCCAAAUCAUCACGAGGUGAUACAUAAUGAAACAAGCUACAACUAUACUUCAGCUAGUCCUUAUUAUUUAUAUAACGUAACGGUAACAGUUUCCAGUUCAGAAACAAAUGUUAACAGCUCAGGAUAUGUGAUUGUAGAAACUACUUCUUCAGUACCUGACCCACCCGACAACCUAACACUGAACGUGAAUGAACACACUUUGUUUUCUGAAUUAAAUUGGGAGAUGCCAUGUAACGUUAACGGACUAAUAUCUAAUUUCAAUGUAGUCGUUUCCGAGAGGUACAGUGAAGACUCUACAGAAAAUCGUACUACAUAUCCAAAGAAAUCAAAUGAAUCCACGAUGAAUAUACAACUACAACCAUCGCACAUGUACGAAAUAAGUGUAAGCAUAUUGCUAGACGAUGGAUUAGAAGGAAAACGAGCUAUUGUAAAUUACACAACUCCAAUUGGUUUUCCAGGAAUCCCAAUUCUAAACGUAUCAAAUGUUUCUAACACAUCUUUUGUAAUCGAAUGGCUACCGCCCAUUGAAAAAACCGGCCCAAUUCAAUAUUAUGAACUAAAUAUAACCUCUCUUGGGCCUCUUUAUAAUGUUCCCAUGGAAUGUCGGACCCAUGAUGAUGACGUGUUUAAAAUAAUUGGAGUAAAAAGUCCAACGAGCUAUUCUCAUUCAACGGCUUUAGCGUAUAAUAGAUACAUAGUGCGCAUUAGAGCAAAUACUUUAAAAGGAUAUGGAAAUUUUUCUAUUGCCGAAUUCGACACAACUGAAGGAGUACCUGAAACUGUCCGUAACGUUGGAUAUACAAUUAAUAAUAAUUUAACUGAAGAAUACGAUGCUACCGUUUCCAUAACUUUUGAUCGACCUUGCCACACAUAUGGGAUCAUCAAGAACUACAGUAUAGAAUACCAUGGUAUGCGUAAAUCAUACCCAGAUGACCAUGGUCGGAUGGUAAUCAACGCUAAUGAUUCUAAAUUUGUGUUUAAGUUACAACCAGAAUACAAUUAUACUUAUGACAUCUGGAGUAGUAAUAGGUUUUUAAAAAAUGUUACGGAAGGUUAUUUUAACUCUCCAGCUGGAGUACCAACGUUCAACGCAAGUAUUUCUAUACCAAUCGAUUCCAUAAGCACGGAAAACGCGAAAAUUGUUUUGAGGAAAGACUAUUUUAGUCAAAACAAUGGAGAUGUGAGAUAUAUUGCUUUAUUGCUUAGAGAAACCAUGUCGCAUCCUAAUCACAAUUUCAGCAAAUGGAACUCAAAGGAUUGGCCAGCUCCGCAAGCGGGAGUUCAACAGUUGACAGAUUGUUUUUGGAAUCCUUUUGAAACGUCAAGCAACGCUACUUUCGUCAUUGGAACUGAGUCAUAUUGUAAGCCUGAUUGUAGAUGUAACAACAGGCCUCUUAAAGACGAUACUACGUAUCACUUGACAAUCAGGGUUUUUACCUCAAAUUUUUAUCGGGAUGGUAUAUCAAUUUCUUUUCAAACUGAUAAACUAAGCCAAGUAGCUGUAAUUCUUGGAGUAAUUUUUGGUAUUCUAUUCUUUGCUAUUGUAGCCAUCAUUGGAUUAUAUGUAUGGAAGAAACAACUUUACAGGAAGCUAUCCUUCAUUUAUUCCAAAAAACCAUCGGACAAACCACCUGUCACAAACAGUACAGCUAUUGUUCCCAAAAAGUUUAUUCAAUAUUUCAAAAACUCCCAAAGCAAACCGGAAUUCCUUAAAGGGCAGUUUACCGAUUUAGAGGAAAAAUCUAAAGAAAUUCAAGCGCAGAAAAGUUUCCAUUUUUCGGGAUUAUUGGAAAAUAAAAGGAAAAAUAGAUAUGUCAAUAUUUCACCAUAUGACGAUACACGUGUUAAGUUGCUAAUUGAUGAAGAUGACGAAAUUGGAUCUGACUAUAUAAAUGCAUCGUAUGUUAAAGGAUACUCAGGAGGGAUUGAAUACAUAGCAACACAAGGACCACUUCCAACUACAUGCAGGGAUUUUUGGAAAAUGGUUAUACAAGAAAAUGUCACUAUCAUUGUCAUGGUAGCGCAGUUUAUUGAGAAAAACAAGCAAAAAUGUUACAAAUAUUUUCCCAACAAUCAUGAAAAUCUCAUUAUUAGUGACGAUAUGGAAAUAAGAUGUUCAACGGAAUUGCAUUUCGGGACGUAUCUCGUAAGAAAUUUGCAAGUUCGAAAAGAUUCACUGCAGGUGAACGUAACUCAUAUGCAGUUCUUAGAAUGGCCAGAUUUCAAUGUACCAACUGGUACAGAGCACAUGUUACAAUUUAUUUACCAAAUAAGAGAACGUUUAAGAAUUGAAGGGGGGAUAGUUAUUGUACAUUGCAGCGCCGGAGUGGGAAGAACUGGUACCCUCAUAGCCGCAGAUAUGCUUCUUCAAAACGUCAACGCUGGAAAACAAAUUGACGUUUUUAACACCGUACUGGAACUCAGAAAACAAAGAGUAAUGAUGGUACAGACUGCGGAACAAUAUGUUUAUUUGCAUCGCUUGGUGGCAGAUCACAUAGACAGACCACCUACACCUGAUAUGAAUGAGGCGUCUGAUCCGUUUUACGAAAACAUGGAUAUGAUCAAUAACCAAUCCGAGUCUCAAAGUAAUUCAAAAAGGAAAGAAGAAGAAAGCGAAUUCUGAACGAAUUCAAACACUCCAUCAUUCCAAUUGACUGAAGAAAUAGUAUUACAGUAUUAUUUUUAUAUUUUUUCUUAUUAAAUCAAGAACAAUAGAUUGAGGUAUUUAAAAGAUUAAAGAUAUUUUUAUAAUUAUGUUAAGAAUUGGUGAUAAAAUGUAUAUAAAAAUUCGAUAUUUGACAGAAACACUAAUUUUGACAAUAUAGUAAUGGCUGAACAUUUAAUCAAAGUAAAAAUAUGUUAAAUAUAGUUAUUGUUCAAGAAAAACAUCAAAGAAUAAAAAAUAAAUAAUAACUUUUUGUCCCAAAUGUACUUAUUUUUUUACGAAAUCUAAUAUAAAUGUAUUAUUGCAUUAUAAGUAGUCAGAAAAUAUGUAUGAUAAUAAAUUAAUGGUAUAUUUAGGGUAUGGUUCGAUAUUAACUAAAAUAUUGGUUGCUCGAUCCAAAACUAACCAUUCUGAUUGACAUUUCUGAAAAACCGAUUAAAUUAGGAACGCGGUUACCUGAAAAUGGCGACUGAAACGUCAUUUUUACGGUUACCAUUAAGUCAAAUGUCAAUCUGUCACAAAAAUGACGCAAUGGCUACGUUCAGCAGAAAAAAAUCUGAUCGGGAUUUGUUUCAGAUCAAUUUGCAACAAUUUUAAAGUCUGCUGAAGUAUUUUUUUGCGUUUUGAGAAAGAAACUGUAGUGACAUUUAUUAAAGUCAUGUAACUAACCUCCAAACUCCAAAUUUAUGAUUUUAUAUUUUAUCUGUGGAUCGUGUGUAAAUUAAAAAGUAAAAUAUAAAAGGGUAUUGUGUAUAAUAGCAAAAGCAACUAUUGUUAAGAAAGCUUGAGUGACACAAUGAAAGGCAAUAUUUUAAUGGUCGCCUUUCACGAUAUCUUAAAUAAUAUAUUAUUCUAAAAUUGACGUAGCAUAAAUUAAAUGCGCUCCAAAAAAUGAUGACUGAUAUGACAACAAAAGUUGUCGUUCAACAUAAAAUAAGUAAACUGUUGCGUCUGCUGAACGCAGUCAAUGUAACCGACAAAUUAGUUUUUUGAGGAACCGCUAUCAAGUAAUCCUGGUUAAUAUCGAACCAUACUCUUGAUUCCCAUAAAAUAUGUCAAUAAAAAUG